ACUCCUCCUCGUUUAUGCGAAGUGAGUUUUCCCUUUUUGCUUAACUUUUACAUAUUUUCUGAAAAGUCUCACUAAUCAAUAUGCUCCGCUUCAUUAACCGGCGUUUAGCCAUUGGUGCCUACAGUCUUUUUAUGAUAGAGCAGAAAAACAACCCGAAACUGAAGGGUCUCCCCAUUGCGGAGCGAGGCAAAAUGACCUCAAAAAUGUACAAGGCGCUUUCCCCUCAGGAUCGUGACCUCCUCGGGAAACGUGCCGCCGCUCACCCGUCGCCAACACGCUCAAAGAAACUCAAAAGCACUUCGACCGAGAAGAAGAAGUCUAAAAGUCCCCGAAAGGCCAAUGCUUACAUGAAUUUCGUGAAGGAGAACAUGAACAAAUUCGAGAAAUUGCCCCACCGUGACCGUAUGAAGGCGGUGGCAAAGCUCUGGAAGCAACAGAAACAACGCACUAGUCCGUAAUGUGCAACUCACUAACAAAUUUACACUUAUUCUUGGAUCUGAUAUACAAAAUUAUUGUGCACUAUAAUGCAAAAACUUUCAGUCUUUUCCCCAUACUUCAACAUCUUUUGUUUAUAGAUCGUUUUUCCUUUCUCAUCCGUAACAGAGUUUUUUUUGAGUUAUUAUUCUGUAUUUCGUUCUGAGAGAGUAAAAGAUUUAUGAAAAGCUGAAGAGAAAAAGGAGUUUGUCACAUUAGUAAGUGAGGUUUGUUAAUUUCAUAUUUAUAGAGUCUUGAAAUUCAGGAGUGGUGUAAAUACCAGACCUAUUAUUCUCCUUCAAAUAAAUAUGAAGUAUCGAGCUGACUAAAAAUGCUUUUGUUCCAAAGAGGUAGUAUAAUAAUGAUAGCUACCACUAAGCAAUAGAAAAAUUAUAACAAAGGAAGAAGGGGGGAUAAGGAUGAAACUAGAAACGCUUAGUUAGAAACUCUGCAGGUAUAAAUUGCUCGAGUCAACGGAAAAAUGAUCUCCUUAUACAGAUUUUUUUUUUAGAGGCAGCUGCAAAGAGGUGCAAUGACCCUUUGGCGCAUUUUUUACUGAUUAUAAGCAUUUAUUUUACGUUUUCCCUCUGAAUUUGUAUGGCGACAAAAAGAUUCACGAUAAUAGACUUCAUUUAUUCAUUCUGGUACGAUUGCCAUU
Molecule: messenger RNA, 1132 nt
Organism: Phytomonas sp. EM1
Lineage: Eukaryota; Euglenozoa; Kinetoplastea; Trypanosomatida; Trypanosomatidae
Source: the annotation of a GenBank genome assembly